GAUUGUAUCUGACUGACCUGUGACGGCUGUUUUGUCAUGCGAUUUGUAGUAAACAUUCGUUUUGAGUGGUGAGACAUUCAGCUGUGUUUCAUUAGUGGUUUGUUUUGGAUCCAGAGAAGCUUCACAGCUCAUUUAUUAAUUAUGUUUACAGUUCAGUUCCCCAUAUCACACCUUUGGGACGUGAUUUUGGAUCCUUUUUUGAGCUUUUUCUUGCCAAUCAGCUACAGUUACGCCGACAGGAGCUGAGAGGUCAGCUGUAAUAGACGCGACCGUGGUGGAAUCAAACCGCCCACUUCUCUUCUGGAUGAAUUCCUAGCAGAAAAAGUGAAGUGAGAUGCCCUUCAGAUUCAUCAACACAGUGUAUCAGCCUGAUUUGGGAAAAGUACAUGUGAAACUGUCUGCGUUCCCACUGAGACGAGGCGAAAUGUGAUGCAUUUUUAAUCGCAGCUUAGUGAGUUGCUCGCGCUCUGUAGGGUCACCUUUCUGGCAAGUGGUCUGACCACUUGUAUCUUGGAGGAAAGUGCUACGUGCCUUGUUAUGGGGGCCUGUAAGGGCCUGUGAAGAUCUUGGAAGACCAGUUGAGGUGCCUUCAAGUCAUGGUGCCCUUCCAGGAGGUCCUGUUUGAGGUCCGGAAAGUUCUGCAGGAUGCCCACCCUGACCUCCUGCCCGCUUUCCUCACCCAGCUUCUGGAGGCCCAAGUGUUUUCAGCUCAGUACUUCCAGUCUCUCUUCCAGUGUGUGGACCCUGACCUGGGUGACGUGACAGAUGUGGAAGACUUAGCCAGGAGACUUGCUCUUCCCAUUUGGCAGAAAUGGGACGUUAGCAAGGAAAUCCUCUUCUCUGCACUCGGGGAUACAGAAGAAUCCCAGCCAGACAUUUGUGCUGGAAAUGAUGACCCGAUUGCCCUUGAUCCACAACUCCUGGAGCUGAUACCAGACUCGCUGCUCCAGGAUCUGAUCACCUCUGAUUUCCUGCAUGAAUUAGAUUUAGAUGCUUUGUGUGCUGAGCUGAAAGAGGACUAUGACCACGGUGAAGCAGCUGAGUGUCCUGCACCGGCGAGUACAGAGAGUGAAAAGGAGGAAAGGCCUACGAGGAAGCGAGCAGCGGGAGAAAGAGCCCCGAGGAAAGCGCCACGCCUCAAACGCAGAAAAACAGUCCAACCCAGCACCGAAAGUCCCCAUCCGCAGGACAAAUCCCAUGUGAUUGAUGUGAGCCCGCCCCCGCUGCCCCAGCUUGUGCAUGUUCCCCUCACCAUCGCCACUGCGCUCAACAGCGCCUCUCUGCUGCCCUCUAGUGGUACACCAGCGCUGCAGUUCAUACAGACCAUUAAUCAUCUCUCUCCUACUGUGAUUAACAGUAUAGUCCCAGUCGGGCCCACAUACGUCCUGGUCUCGCCGCAGUCUGUACGUCCAGUGCAUCAACUCGUUCCUCUUUCACCAGCUGAUGGUGCAGUGGCCCCUGCAGAGCUCAGUAGGACCAUCAUCCCCAUGAGCUCCUUAUCGGACAGCACGAGCAGGAGUCAGCCCCCGUCACCCCUCACCCCCGUCUCACCCACAAAAGACAAAACAACGCAGGAGGACUCUCCCCCCACAACCCCUCAGAGUCCAGUCAUACCAGAACGAGUUGAGGACUUCAUUCAGCAGCUGAAAUCCCAUCUAAGAAAAACUUGUAGCCUGAUGCCAGGAGGCCUGAGGAUGGACUCUCACUACAUUGACACUCAGCUGGUGCAGAGGAAGCUCGUAAUCCGGACUGGCAAGAAUGCGAACAAGUGCCUGGAGAAAGAGCUUGUGGUGCUCAUUGACUCUGAGCGAAAGAAAGCCACAGUGGACAGGAGCCACGUCUUCCAGAACUGUGGACCCAAACCCAAAUGUUUGAUCACCGUCCUCGGAAAGGCCGGGACGGGGAAGAGCACGUUAAUCCAACGCUUGGCUUUGGACUGGGCCACUGGCAGCCUUCCGCAGUUCCAGUUUGUUUUUUUGCUGAACUGCAAGGUUUUGAACUUGACAAGUCCGAAUUACAGCUUAAAGACUUUGCUGUUCGGUCUGUCCACCACCCCCGGCUGUGAAGAUUCGGAAGCUGUUUUCAAACAUGUGCUGUCCAAUCCAGAUAAGGUUCUCCUGGUAUUUGACAGCUUCGAUGACAUCGGAGACCUCGAAGGUCUCCUUCAGUCCUUUGCUACCUCGGUCACGGACAAUGGCUACAGCGUAAGGCAGCUGUUUUCUGGCCUUUUCCAGAAAAAGAUUCUGUCAGGGUGCACUCUCUUGAUAGCCACCAGGCCCAAAGAUGUUCUGAACCAGCUGCUGCGCAAAGUGGACAGCAUUCUGGAGCUCUGCUGCUUCUCGCCCAAGGACAUAGAAUCAUACACCUCAAGCUAUUUCGCAGAUGCCUCAAAGCAGGAGAGCACGCUGAGGAAGAUCCAGAGCCAAAAGUACAUCUUCAGCUUGUGCUCCAACCCUUUACUGUGUCGGUUUACGUGCUUCCUCAUGGAGCACCAAGACACCGACGGUUACGCAUUGCCAUCGACUCUAACGGAUUUGUGCCAAAGAGUCCUCGACCAGCAUCUAGAGCUGACAGCUAAAGAGCAGGGAUCCAAACAGGACAUCACGGAACUGUGUAACAUGGCAUGGGAGGGUUUCAAGACUUACAGCUCCCUUUUAAGCCAAGAUCAAGAGAUCUCCAAGGAGUUGUUGGACUGUGGGAUUAAUUGUGAGAUCCUCACAUCCCAUACGGUAUGUGAGGAGUCUGGCAAGAGCCAGGUCACUUACUUUGCCAAUCUUUUCAUGCAGAACCUCCUUGGCGCUCUGUUUUUGGUUCAAUCCAAAGAUGUGAACGACAGGACGUUAGUGGCCCAGACAGUGCUCCACCACCGGAAGAGGAAAGUGCAUGGAGAAUGGCAGGAUGUCCUGCAGAGGUUUGUUAUUGGGUCGCUUUACCAGAAAGCAACACCUCACUGCUGUGGUAUUCUGCAAAGCUCCGUGGACGCCCAGGCCAAAAGGAAAGCCGUAGAGGCCCACCUGAAAAACCUCAAUCCAGGCGAGUUGAUUCCCAGCAGGUUGCUGGAACUCUUCCACUGUGUCUAUGAGGCCAGUAACGUCAAGCUCGCCAAACUCCUGGUCAAGAACCUUCCUGACAUCCUGUCGUUUUGUGGGGCUCAUCUCACAAUGACGGAUGUCUAUGUUGUCUGGCACCUCCUUCAGCACGCCAAGGGGCUCAAACGGACGUUUUCCAUUGACAUGCAGGACACGUGUAUUCCUCUCAGUGGUCUCAAGGAGCUGGUGGCGUUGGACUGCGUCACGUCAUUCCGGGCACCUACAAUGGAUACCAUUGACCUGUGGGAGGACUUGCAUCGCAGCAGUGAUGAGCUGAGCUUGAAAAAUGCCAUUGAAAAAUUCACCAUAGACCCAUUUAAGGCCUCACAAUUGGGUCACAUAGAGAACCUGGUCCUCCUUGUCCAGAUCCACAGAGAAAAGAAGCUGCCGAUGAGCAAUGCUGAAGCUGCUCUGGAGGAUGGAAUCCCUGCAGUGAGGCAUCUUCACAAACUGGAAUAUGAGCUCGGCCAGCAGAACGGACCCGGGGCUUUUCACAAACUCGCUGGGAUCUUACCUGCUCUCCAGUCUCUUCAGCACCUAGAUCUGGAGAAUAAUAAAAUCGGAGACCGUGAAGCUGAAAAGCUGGCGAGUGUCCUUCACUCUCUGUCAUCUCUGAAGAUGCUGAAUCUGUCUCAGAACUGUAUCGGAGACGCUGGAGUGGAGAAACUGGCCCAGGCCCUGUCAGCGGCCUCCUCUCUACAGAGUCUCAGCCUCUACGGGAAUUUGAUCGCGGACAGCGGAGCUGAAAACUUGGCCUCCGUUUUACCAGCCAUGAAGUCUCUGCUGGAUCUGGAUGUCAAGUACAACAAGUUCACAGAUGUUGGCGCUAAGAAGCUCAGCGCGGCCUUAAAAAGCUCCCCGAGCAUGAAGUCCCUUCAAAUGUGGAACAACUGCAUCCCUCUUGGGGUUUUCGAUCAUCUUCGGCUUCAGGACCCCAGGAUCAGAGCCCUGUAAAGCACUUACUACCUGCCCUUUAACUGCUGCUACUAACAGUUCCUUAUGCAACAAUGCACUGAAUUCUAUGCAAUGCUGUUUCCUCAGCAAAGACACUAAACCGUAAGGUACAAUAAUGUUAUUGAGAUGCACUAUUUCUGUCGGUUACUUUUUAUGAGCAUUUGGCCACCUCAUAAAAC
This is a messenger RNA of Colossoma macropomum (tambaqui), 4222 nucleotides long. It is a transcript of the gene ciita, whose product is annotated as class II, major histocompatibility complex, transactivator. Gene Ontology annotation, biological process: positive regulation of MHC class I biosynthetic process; inflammatory response; positive regulation of transcription by RNA polymerase II. Lineage: Eukaryota; Metazoa; Chordata; Actinopteri; Characiformes; Serrasalmidae. Gene Ontology annotation, molecular function: ATP binding; protein binding. The transcript is spliced from 20 exons. The record is from RefSeq and is a predicted model, not a curated record. Bases 597 to 4043 code for a protein of 1148 amino acids.